AAUCCCAAAAGGAAUCCUAAACCCUCCCAUUCCAAUUCCAAUGUAUAUAAUUCCACUCAUGAAUUCUCAAUCCUCCGUCAACGACAAACACAAUGCCGACCUCCAUGAAGAAGGUUAUACUGACGAGUUUGGAAGGCGAGAGAUUCGAGUUGGAUGAGAAAGUGGCCAUGGAGAUGCGAACAAUACAGCGUCUGAUAGACGUGAAGAGGGAACUGGCGAUGACGACGACUACUACUACUUCUUCGGUCGAUGAUUUCGUUUAUGCUCCGAUUGAGGUUUCCAAAGUAAGCAGUGCGAUCCUUUCAAAGGUGAUCGAUUAUUGCCAGAAACAAGCGCAUAACAAGUACGAGCUCAGUGAGAGUCUAAGGUCUUUCGAUGCCGACUUGGUGGACGUCAGCGAAAACACACUCUUCGAUUUCAUGGUCGCCGCCGACUGCUUGGGGAUCUUGAAUUUGCUGGACUUGACCAUGGCACAAAUAUGCAGGGGAAAAUCCAAAAACGAGAUUUCAAACUUCUUUUAUUAUUUAUUCAAUUAGCCAUUUGAAUUGUCUUAGGAGUGAACUAAUGUGGUUGAAACUUUUUAUUAUUACAAUAAUUUUAUGGAUUAAUGAUAGUAGUUUCAUGUUUGGAAGUCAAGAAGGAAAAUUUGUCCUCUAAUCUAAUUUCCAAUCAUUUCUUUUGACAUUUGAUUGCUUGAAUGCUAGGUGA
Tripterygium wilfordii is the source of this 708-nucleotide messenger RNA. RefSeq names its product SKP1-like protein 1A. Gene Ontology annotation, biological process: SCF-dependent proteasomal ubiquitin-dependent protein catabolic process. Gene Ontology annotation, molecular function: cullin family protein binding. The transcript has a single exon. The record is from RefSeq and is a predicted model, not a curated record. Bases 93 to 536 code for a protein of 147 amino acids. Gene Ontology annotation, cellular component: cytoplasm; nucleus. Lineage: Eukaryota; Viridiplantae; Streptophyta; Magnoliopsida; Celastrales; Celastraceae.